AUGUCUGAGUCUUCGUACGGUCUUACAACAUUCAGUCCUUCCGGAAGACUUGUGCAGAUUGAGUAUGCAACGACGGCCGCCUCCAAAGGGACAACAGCCUUAGGUGUCAAGGCAACUGAUGGUGUUGUCAUUGCAGCAGAAAAGAAAACAACAUCACCCCUCGCUGACUCCUUAACACUUCAUAAAGUGUUUGCUUUGGAUGAUCAUGUUGGCUGUACGUAUAGUGGGAUUGGUCCUGAUUGCCGCGUGCUUGUUGAUGCUGCCCGACGCGCAUGCCAGCGCUACCGCCUGACAUAUCAUGAGCCAAUGCCUAUUAGUCAACUGGUUCGUCAAAUCAGUUUCUUAUUUCAAGAAUUCACGCAAUCCGGCGGUGUCCGUCCGUUUGGGUGUUCUCUUCUCGUUGCCGGGGCGGAUUCUCGUGGAAAUCACCUUUAUCAACUGGACCCCAGUGGAACCUUCUGGACGUGGAAGGCGACAUCUAUCGGCAAAGGCAGCCCCGAUGCGAGAACAUUCCUCGAGAAACGGUACACCAAUGAAAUGGAAAUUGAAGACGCCGUACACACUGCGCUUUUGACACUGAAGGAGGGGUUUGAUGGGAGAAUGACAGCUGAAAACACGCAAGUGGGUCGGGUGGUUGAAGGUCGCUUUGAACUGCUUACGGUAGAGCAGUUGAAGGAUUACCUGGACCAAAUCUAA
Molecule: messenger RNA, 696 nt
Organism: Trypanosoma brucei brucei TREU927
Lineage: Eukaryota; Euglenozoa; Kinetoplastea; Trypanosomatida; Trypanosomatidae
Product: proteasome subunit alpha 2
Exons: 1
Coding region: 1-696 (231 amino acids)
Biological process (GO): ubiquitin-dependent protein catabolic process
Cellular component (GO): proteasome core complex; proteasome core complex, alpha-subunit complex
Source: RefSeq, a predicted model, not a curated record